Messenger RNA from Aureobasidium uvarum, 2940 nucleotides. The record is from the annotation of a GenBank genome assembly. Lineage: Eukaryota; Fungi; Ascomycota; Dothideomycetes; Dothideales; Saccotheciaceae.
CAACGACAUUGGAAGUCCUAUGCUUCCGUUCCCAUCACAUCUCCCACACAUCAAGUCUUGGGCUUUUAUUGUGUCCUUGAUGACGAGAUACGUCACGACUUUCUUGAGAAUCAAACAUAUACCAUUCUGAGCGAUAUUGCUUCCGUUAUCUCGAGCUACUUACAAACACAGCAUGCUCAGCUCGAAUACAUCAAACACGAUACAAAAGCCAAGCUAGAUCUUGCUAGCUUUUUGGAGCAUAAUCGACCGCAGCCCGCAAGGCUCGCCGAUACAUCCAGCAGUCCAUCAGAAUUACCGAGCAACCUCGCAGACGCUGAUCAGAGAAGCUCGGUUCUCGACUCCUCGUCCUCUUCCAAUAGCACCUCGUCUGGCAAGCUGCUUGACGGAACCGUCUCUCCAAUUGAUAAUACUCCCUUGACUACCCCAGCAGAAGAAUGCUGUGGGUUCGGCUUCCCAGGCGCGCUACCAAAGUCCGCAUCGACUGCCAGCGCGUUGGGCCAAGACUUUGGAGGUGAGCCGCAUCAAUACUUCGCAGAUCGAGAUAACCGACCCUCAGACCAGGUCCUGUCAGUCGCAGCAAAUGCAAUGCGUGCGGCUCAUGAUCUCGAAGGUCUAGUCAUAUUGGACACCACUCUCAGUAGUGAUCAUACCCUACCUCAAGAUACCGACGACACAAUAGGAGAGCACCCGUUCACGUGUGAAAAGCUCGGAAUCUCGCUUGUCGAAAGUAACCUCACUCCUGCACGCAUCACGGCUUCCAUGCCCGUUGAGCACGAAACUCUUGAAUUUCUCACCUCACACUUCGCCCAAGGUUGCGUUCUGAAAAUCGACGAAGGCGAUGUAUCGGCUCUCGCUGUUACCGAGACGUCAAAUCCAAGUCCGACUCGGUACAAGACACUGGAUAAGGCCAUCGUCUUACCUUCGAACUUACAUCUGCUACUUCAUCAGGCUCAAUCCCUGAUUUUCAUACCUUUAUGGAAUUUCACCCGGCAGACCCUUUACGCCGGCAUGCUGGGCUGGCCAAUGAACCCCACACGCGUAUUCACUGAGCAUGACCUCCUUUCUUUGUCUAUAUAUGGCAGAAUCUUGACUGCAGAAAUUACACGUUUAGAUUCCAUUGAUACGAAUGCAACGAAAUCCGAUUUCGUAUCCUCCCUCAGUCAUGAGCUACGUUCACCGUUGCAUGGAUGUUUGGCCGCUGUCGAAGUCUUGCGAGACACUGCACUCGACAGAUCUCAAACCGAUCUCUUGGGGAUGAUCGAAUCUUGCGCUUCAACGCUGUUGUAUACCAUGAACCACCUUCUGGAUUUUUCCAAGAUCAACGAUCUCGAUCGCACGCAGUCCAGGAACCGUAGGAUCUCCCAUGGAGAAUCAUCGCCAGUUCUAUCCCCGAACAUGUUUGGUCAGACUGUUGAGGAUUACCUGUGCCGUCUUGUGCAGGACGUGGUUGAGGGUGUUUCCUAUGGCCAUGACAGGGAGCAAGCAGCUCACGAAUCGGACCUGAGUGGAUUAUCACAAGACCUCACUAUGCAAUUCGACAUCGACUAUGCGAUUAUGAAGAGCAAGGAUGUUGCCGUCUUUCUGUAUAUGGAGAGUCUGACAGCCUGGUACUCCAUGGUCUCGGCUGGAGCCUGGAAGAGAUUGAUCAUGAAUUUGUUCGGCAACUCGCUCAAGUUUUGUCUGAGCGGGGAUAUCGAGGUUACUCUGAAGAUGGUGCCCGACCCGAAGAACACUAANAAACGGCUCGCUCAUCUUAUAGUCAGCGACACGGGCAUUGGAAUGAGCGAGAAGUUCCUGAAGCACUCCUUGUAUCGACCAUUUAUCCAAGAAAAUCCUCUUGUCAGUGGAACCGGGCUUGGCCUCAAUAUCGUCAAGCAAAUUGUCAACGAUAUGCAUGGAACCAUCAACGUUAAGAGCAGGCUGGGCGCUGGCACCCGAUUUGACGUGCUGGUCCCUAUGAUUGAACAAGAUUCUGUUGCCGACUCAGACAUACUUGAUGGUGGCGAGAUACUGGAUCCGCAAGACCUCCUGACUCGUCGCACCAUAUGUUUGCUCUCCUCUCCUUCCACCGCUAUCGGAUCCACCCAUGGACCGCAUGAACGUACGAACCUGGUACACUCCUACGUGAAGACGAUUGCGGAAGUCUGGUUCCACAUGAAGGUCAUUUCAGCCUCAAUGACUGAGGACAUUGAGGCAGACUUCUACAUCGCCGAGGCUACAGACUAUAUGAAGUAUGCUUGUUCAUCGCGUGAGAGCUCGAACAUAAUCAAGAGGCAUCGCACGAUCUUGGUUGGAAAUCAACGGCAGUUGGUGCAAGCUCGACGCCAAUGUGCUGAUGAGUUCAUCGGACUUGGUUACCCGCUCGGACCCAAAUCACUCGUUCGCGCUCUUCAUGGCGCCCUGGGAAUGUCAGUACAUCAGCCCUGCUCGAGCGUACCAACUCUUACCACCGCAAGCUCACUGAAACAAACUUCUGGCAAGAUCGGCAUCAAGCCUGCCGGUCAGCAGGCAACACAGGUCUCUGGCGAACCCCCGAUCAACAGCGCCACCCCUGAAAUGACUAAAACAGAACACCUCCUCCUCGUCGACGACAAUGCGAUCAAUCUCAAACUUCUCUCGACCUUUAUCAAAAAGCUCUCCUUGGACGCCCACACGGCCAUCGACGGCGAAGACGCACUGGAAACCUACAAGACUUAUGCAAAGACGCAUCCGUUCACCACCAUUCUCAUGGACAUUUCGAUGCCCAAGAUGAACGGUUUUGAAUCAUCGCGCGCCAUCCGUGACUUUGAAGUCGCGAACAGGCUGCCGCGAUCCAGAAUCAUUGCUCUUACGGCAUUGGGGUCUGAGGCGUCGAGGCGUGAGGCCGAAGCAAGCGGGAUUGACGAUUUCCAGAUGAAGCCCGUUGCGCUCAAGACGCUAAAAGGAUUUUUUCCACAGUGA